Messenger RNA from Cannabis sativa, 474 nucleotides. RefSeq lists its product as uncharacterized. The transcript has a single exon. NCBI's taxonomy places the organism in Eukaryota, Viridiplantae, Streptophyta, Magnoliopsida, Rosales, Cannabaceae. The coding region runs from base 1 to 474 and encodes 157 amino acids. The record is from RefSeq and is a predicted model, not a curated record.
AUGACAAACACACCAACCCCUCACCCAUCACAGCUCCCCCCACCCGACACCACCACUCCAACGUACACCGCCUUUCUUAACGCCACUAUGAGCAACACUAGUGUCCAAAAAGCCUCACCAACUUCCACACCGAAUCAAGCCAUUACCUCCCAACACUCCAGUGGCUCCAACUCUACUAGCUCAAAAUAUUGCCAUGUGCCUUUGCCUGAGAACAUUCCUCUCCUUGUUACCAGUAAGAGACUCGAAGCCAUGAACCUCACCUAUCAACCGGGAAUUGCCACCCCCACGGGUUCAAAGGCCUCAAGGAAGAGAAGCAAGCCUGACUCAAAGGAAAAAUUCAAAAGGCAAACUGAAAUGGUUAAUGGAGAGCUUCGUCAUCAAAUCAAGCGUUCCCGCUCCGACAUCCCUCAAGCCACAGAGAUUUCAUCUGGAAGCGCAGGCCUUGCCACCGAGCAGGCCUGCCCGCCGCCAUGA